Molecule: messenger RNA, 993 nt
Organism: Racocetra fulgida
Lineage: Eukaryota; Fungi; Glomeromycota; Glomeromycetes; Diversisporales; Gigasporaceae
Source: the annotation of a GenBank genome assembly
GAGAUAAAGUAGUGAUUAAAAGUAGUCGACCUUAUUCGGCUAUUAAGAGAUUUCUAGUAAUUGAAAAAAUAAGUGGAGAAAAGCAAAACCAGAAGCGACCGGAAAAUGACGAGAAAGGAAAAAGCAUUGUUGCAGCCAGAGAAAAUAUUAAUUUGGUUGGAGAAUGGGCGAAGACUUAUCUAACCAAAGAUAAUUUUUGGACGCGAGAUUUUCCAACGACGGCUUCCUCGGCUUUUUUGGUUAAUUUUUGUCCUAGUGAGGACGCGACGGUGAUUAAGUUAUUAAGAGAAAAGGGCUAUCAAUUACUAGGAAAAACGGCUUUGGAUGAGUUUGCGUGUGGAGGAGUAGGGCUUUAUGCGGCAACCGGACCGAUUUUUAAUCCCCACCAUCCUGGGCGAGUGGUGGGAGGUUCCUCGUCCGGUUCGGCGGUAGUAGUCGCCCAGAAAAUUGUCCCCUUUGCCUUAGGACAUGAUACUGGCGAUUCAGUGCGGCGUCCAGCCGCUUACUGUGGUCUAGUCGGGUUUAAGCCAUCUUACGGACUAAUUUCCCGUUAUGGGGUUAUCCCAAUGGCUUCUUCGCUAGACACAGUUGGUAUUCUAGCCAACAAGGUAAGCACCGCCCAGGAAAUUUUUACGAUUUUGGCUCAACCAGACCCUUACGACUUAAUAACUACCACUAAAAAAAAAUUUUUGCGACCGCCAAGACGAAAGAAAAUCGUGACCAUUGACAGGUUAGAGAAAUUUUUGUCUCCCAAAUUAAACAAACUAUACAGACAAGCCCAAGAGAAACUAGAAAAAUUAGGUUAUAGCAUCACCAAAAUAAACAUUCCUCCUCGUAUCCGUGAUAACUUACAACUCACUUACUUGAUAUUGUGUUCGACUGAAUUAGUUAGCCACCUCAACUCUCUCCAAGGGAUAACUUACGGGCCGCUUGAUGAAAAUGAAGAGAUUGCCAAAAAAAGAAGCGACAAUCUUGGACUAAUAGUCAAAGAAC